UAAACUGCUUCACUGGACAUUUUACAUCUGUUAAACCUUUAUAAAGACACAAAAUUGGCUUGUCAGAGCUAGACAUGUUCAUGAGAGCUUACAUGUGGCAAACUUUGCAGCAACUCCAAUUUUUCAGGAUAGUUUGGAAAAAUGAGAAAGAAAAGUUUUGUAACAAUUGAGAAAAACAGUUCAUGACCUAUUUUGGUCAUUCCAUUUUUAGUUAUUAAUGGGAUAAGUGAAAUAUGCUCAUUAUAUAUCACUGUUCCAUUAAACAAUGUUAUCAAAUAAUCAGGUAAGCUAAAGGUUGAAAGUGUUGGUAAAAUGAAUUUUUGGUGUUUUUCACUACCGAAUUUCCAGAUGCAAAGUAGGGAGACAUCUGGACCUGAUUCCUACAUUUCUGUGGAAUUUUUUUGUUGGUUCCCUUUUGGUUUUUACUUUUUAGAUACAGACUAGGUCACCUACUGUCUAGCCGUUACCAUUGUUUUCCAUAACCACAUAUUUAAGGAUGCUGUUCUUUUUCUUUAGUCAAAAUGCUGUGUUUCUGCUCUGGUCCAUGCUAUAAGAAGUUGAAAGCUAAGACGACAGACAGCUCCUACGCCUCUGAUACACUCCUAGGAUCCCUUCCAGAUCCACCAAUCUAAAGAUAUUCAUUGAUUGCAAUUGCUUCUGAAUGAAAGCAUGGAAUAAACUCGGCGCUGCUGCUCCAGUAUUGCUGUCUUACCUGUGAAACUAUACUUCAUUACAGCGGGAGACACACCAGCGGCCUAGCACCAUUUCACACAGCAGAGGAAAAGGGAAAGCGAUCUACUUCCAAAGAAAUGACACAACCUGUUUCUGAAGUGAUUCACAUCAUCCUCACUUUUGAACAAUCCAAUGCUCAGAAAACAAGACAAAUCUUCACGGAUGUUAAGGAUGUGAAGUAAGGUUCUUUGCUUGUGCCUGGGACGAUGGAGAAAAGUAACUGAGAAAGGCGCAUUCCCCACACUACAAUACUGAAAUUAAGGCCCAAAGCCCAUGGCGAGAAUCCCUAACCUUCUCCAUAAUCUCUUGUUUUACUCUUUGCCCUGAAAAUAAACCCAGUUAAUAUUGUGAUGACUACUCCCCUUGACUUGAACCAAAGGUCCUGAGAAAACACAGGUACAAACUGUCAAAAUGGAAAGGGCUGUGCCGCAGGCUGACCCGGCCACGUCCUCAGGAGUGGGUCCCGAAGUAGCCUCCACAGUCGGGAUCCGGGCAGCACAGCGGGCUCCGCAGGGCGCCGCCCCAGACGCGGCCCCGCCCCUCACCUUGCCUGCGCCGCGCUCCGGGCGCUAAGGUGCGUGCGGCGCGCGGUGAUUGGUGGCGGCCCGCGCUGCCCGGCCUCGAUUGGCUGCGUGGGCCUCUUUGUUCCCGGUCCCCGCCGCAGCCCCGCCGCGGCCCAGUGGGCAGCGGAAGUUCGACGGCGCCGGAUGAGUGGCCGCAGCCCCGGCGCCGAAGCCCAGCAGGUUCCUCCUUCAGUUUCCACAGUGGAACCAGAGACAAGCGUAGCCGGAACGUGAGAUCCCGGGCAGAAGGAGGGAACACCCCCUGACAAACAUGGACGUGGAAACCAAAAUUAAGAAGAUGGGCUUAGGUCAUGAGCAAGGAUUUGGAGCCCCCUGUUUAAAAUGCAAGGAAAAAUGUGAAGGAUUCGAACUGCACUUCUGGAGAAAAAUAUGUCGUAACUGCAAGUGCGGCCAAGAAGAACAUGAUAUUCUCUUAAGCAAUGAAGAGGAUCGAAAAGUAGGGAGACUUUUUGAAGACACCAAGUACACCAGCCUGAUUGCAAAACUAAAAUCAGAUGGAAUUCCUAUGUAUAAACGUAAUGUUAUGAUACUGACCAAUCCAGUUCCUGCCAAGAAGAACGUCUCCAUCAACACCGUUACCUAUGAAUGGGCUCCUCCGGUCCAGAAUCAGGCAUUGGCCAGGCAGUACAUGCAGAUGUUGCCCAAGGAAAAGCAGCCAGUGGCAGGCUCAGAGGGGGCACAGUACCGGAAGAAGCAACUGGCAAAGCAGCUCCCCGCACAUGACCAGGACCCUUCAAAGUGCCAUGAAUUGUCUCCCAAAGAGGUGAAGGAAAUGGAGCAAUUUGUGAAGAAAUACAAGAAUGAGGCUCUGGGAGUAGGUGAUGUCAAACUUCCCCGUGAGGUGGUGGAUCAAGGCCCCAACCAAAUGUACAUCCCUGGUGGAGACAGAAGCACCUCAGCGGCCGUGGGGGCCAUGGAGAACAAAUCUGGCGAGCACAAAAGAACUCAUUAUGCUUGCUAUUGCUGCAAAAUGAACAUGAAGGAAGGCGAUCCAGCCAUCUAUGCAGAAAGGGCUGGCUACGACAAACUGUGGCACCCGGCUUGUUUUGUCUGCAGCAUCUGCUAUGAACUCCUGGUCGACAUGAUUUACUUCUGGAAGAAUGAGAAGCUGUACUGUGGCAGACAUUACUGUGACAGUGAGAAACCCCGAUGUGCUGGCUGUGAUGAGCUGAUAUUCAGCAAUGAAUAUACCCAGGCAGAGAACCAGAACUGGCACCUGAAACAUUUCUGUUGCUUUGACUGUGACAACAUCCUAGCUGGGGAAAUAUACGUGAUGGUCAAUGACAAACCUGUCUGCAAGCCCUGCUAUGUGAAGAAUCAUGCUGUGGUAUGUCAAGGAUGCCACAAUGCCAUUGAUCCAGAAGUCCAGCGGGUGACCUACAAUAACUUCAGCUGGCACGCAUCCACCGAGUGCUUCCUGUGCUCCUGCUGCAGCAAGUGUCUCAUUGGGCAGAAGUUCAUGCCAGUAGAAGGGAUGGUUUUCUGUUCGGUGGAGUGUAAGAAGAUGAUGUCUUAAGGGCACCGAGAAGUAUCAGCCCAAAGCUCUCCAUGGUGGUCUGCAUUUCUACUGUAAAAUCCAAUUUGAAACAAUAAAAGGCAAAAAAGGACAUGUAAAAGAAAAGAAAUCUUUUCUUUGCUAUUUUUUAUCAACUUUUUUUUUUCUGUCUCAACUUUUAAACCCUGCUGUAACCAAUUGAUUUUAAAAAUGUUAAAGAAUUUUAUCUUUCCUUUACUUUCUCAAUGUGAAAUCAUUGAGUUGGAAGCUUUGGUUUUAAUUAAACUUCAUUUCCCUAUCCCCUUUGUGCCAAAUAUAGUAUACAUUUAUACAUAAAACAGUUAAAAAUUAGUGCCACUAAGUGGAAAGAUGAGUAUUUCUAGUUCUAUACUCUUUUCCCCCCUUGUGUGUGAAAUAAAAAGGAAAUUAAAUUUGCCCUAAUGCCAAGGCAUUUAUUGACUCAUCUGAUUCACUGAUCUUUGUCAUGAUACACACUAAAUUCUUCCUCACAGAAAAUAGGAAUGCAGUGUGGUCUGGUAUUAAUAGAGCUGGUAUUAUAAUGCCUAUGCAUUUGCUGUUUUCUGACUUAGACAGAGGCGACAUUUUCUUUGUUACAUUUCUCUAUUUUUUCAUUAUGUGCCCUACCUCUCAGUAUUCUCUUUGUAAGUUGGUGACCUCCAUCUGUGGCCUUGAAUAUUUUAUUAUCACAUGUGGUAUAACAAUAUCCACGCUUUUUGCUUCUAUAGAUAAUUCUUGGCUUGUAUAUAAAAGCCAAACCACUCAUUUAUAUUGCUUUUAAUCCAAAGAACAUGUAUAAUUUUUGUACCUAGAAAACUGUGACUUAUCCUGAUUGCACUUGCCUUCCAUGGUUCAGAUAUAAUAUUUUCGUGGUUUUUAUUCUUUUCUACUGGAUCUUGUUUUAUAAUAUUUCUAAGCCUGUUACGGAUAUAUUGAAUGUCUUCUUCACUUAUACAGUUUCAUCCUUCGCUAUUUCUAAUGUCCCUUUUUGCUGUAUACUUUUAUACAUGGCUAUGCACAAUGAAAAUCAAGUGAGAUGAAUGCUAUGUAUAUUAUUCAAAAUAAAAUUUCUUUCACUUUAA
This is a messenger RNA of Nycticebus coucang (slow loris), 3911 nucleotides long. RefSeq names its product testin LIM domain protein (gene TES). Gene Ontology annotation, molecular function: zinc ion binding. The record is from RefSeq and is a predicted model, not a curated record. NCBI's taxonomy places the organism in Eukaryota, Metazoa, Chordata, Mammalia, Primates, Lorisidae. Bases 1567 to 2832 code for a protein of 421 amino acids. The transcript is spliced from 7 exons.